AUGGCCCCUGCACAGGCUGGAACAGGCGCCAACCCAGCUCGUUCCGCCCACACCGCUUCAUCAAUCCGCGCUCGCUCGAGGCAUGAUCCGGCAGACCCACAGCGCAAGACGGUAUACAAGCCUGUGCUUGUCAAUCCGCUGGCGGUGCAAUGGCCUCCCCUCCCGGCUCCCGUUCGCCAGGCAAUUCUCGAUGAGCUGCUGGCUCUGCUUGACUCGGCGAAGAGUGAGAAUGGCAAGGGCAUAGCGGAGUGGAGGUUGGACGGGCAUAUGAGGCGGAAGAACAACUUAAAAGCGGUCAAAGGGAAGGGAAAGGCGAAAGGAAAGGGCAAGGUGCGCGCAGGUGCGACGGUGACGGGCGUAGAGGCGAGAAAGGACGAGGGCGCGCCGUUUCGCGAGACGCACGACCUUACGACUCGCUCCUCCUCAACCUAUACCAUCCCGAUCUCGACAACUCACGCGUCCCCCUCCACCUCGACUUCGUCCGCGGUGAUGUCCGACUCCGCUGCUCCUUUUCUCGACAACCUCGUCAUCGGCAUCAACGAAGUCACUCGCGCUCUCGAAUCUCGCAUGCGCUGGGAACGGUGGGAACUCGGCGACGACUCCGCCGCGCCGCCUUCGUCCUCCAGAAAUCGCGACGGCGCCGUCGAGGCAGACGAGUCGGCGAUUCGCGGACGCCAGAGGCGGCACAAGUCGAAGGCGGAGAAGGACGGCGGAGAAAAGACGGUUCCCUCGGCGCUGCCCUCGAGCGACAGGCGUCUCGCAGCACCGCCGACUUUGAGAGAUCAUCCGGCGUACGCUUUUGUCGGCAAUGCGGGAGGACGACGAGUUGCUGAGAAGGAGGUGAAGCCGGACUAUCUCAUGAAAGGAAGGGCGGAGGGCGAAUGGCGGCUGCUGGUCAACUCGGAGAUGCGGAGACUGCGAAGUUCGCCCGGCGACUCGAGCUCGACCAGAUCGCCGAAUCGCGAGACGCAGAGCGCAGCUUCGGCCGGUCCCGCCUCUUCCGCCCUUCUUCCCACUCAGCCUUCCCAGCCCACCGUGUCUGCCUCACUCGUCCUCGACGAAGCGCGCUCCAGUCUCGCUCGACCGACAGUUCCUCUCAUCGACCUCGUCUUCGUUUGCCGGCCCGACAUCAACCCUCCCUCGCUGGUCGCCCAUCUCCCUACCAUGGUCGCUGCCGCGAACGGUAUUCAGGAGGCGCUCGACUCGGUUCACGCCUCCUCUGAUCCGGCAAAAGAGGCGAUGGUCGUGGAAGAUGACGAGCAGCGUCAGGGGAAGAGGCCAGAGAUGCGGAAGGUGCUGCUUGUCCCGCUUGACGUCGGUGCCGAGAGACGGCUAGCGGACAAGCUGGGCUUGCGAAGGGUUGCUGCGAUUGGUCUUUCGUCUCUGCUGCCGUCCGCCGCUUCGCUUUUCGCCCUUCUCUCGUCGACGCCGUCACUCACCACUCUCUCCGCGCCCUGGCUCGUACCCCAUCUCUUGCACCCCGUAUCUUCCGCCUCGCCCGCCAAGUCGCUCUACCAGCCCACUACGAUCAAGCACCUCAAGACGUCUGCGCCGCUCAACCCGCGUGCAGAGGUGACGAGGCGCAAGGAGGAGAAGCGGAAGAACAAGGGCGAGAGGAAGGAGCGGCGAAAGAAGCGGAGAGUCGGAGAGGGUGAGGCGGAAGGAUUGUAUGUCGCCGAGGACUGA
Rhodotorula toruloides NP11 is the source of this 1686-nucleotide messenger RNA. RefSeq lists its product as uncharacterized. Gene Ontology annotation, cellular component: ribonuclease MRP complex; nucleolar ribonuclease P complex; cytosol. Gene Ontology annotation, molecular function: ribonuclease MRP activity. NCBI's taxonomy places the organism in Eukaryota, Fungi, Basidiomycota, Microbotryomycetes, Sporidiobolales, Sporidiobolaceae. The transcript is spliced from 3 exons. Gene Ontology annotation, biological process: rRNA processing; intronic box C/D snoRNA processing; tRNA processing. Bases 1 to 1686 code for a protein of 561 amino acids. The record is from RefSeq and is a predicted model, not a curated record.